UCAGAGCGAAGCAAACGCAGUCUUCACAGGCUUCCACUUGGGAUGAGCAAACAGCGAACUACAAAGCAAACGUCAGAGCCCGAAUGAGAGCGGGGGAUAACUGAUUGCUGACCUUUCCGAGCUGCCUGCGAGAGUCGGGGGGAUUGCAACUUCACACAUUUGGCUUGAACAUUGCUGAAUGUGCUGGCUGAAGCCACCUGUUCCAUCACAACUUCGGGCUCCACAUCAAGAAGUAGCAGCAAUGAAUUCGACCUUAGUGAACCAGACUGAGAGGGCGAUGUACUUUAACCGUACCGAUUCUUUGAACUCGAUGAUCAGUUGCUGUAACGAUAACUACUCCUCGGUCGUGACAGACGAAGGUUUCGUGCUGACGGCUCCAGACGAGAGAAACCUUUACAUCAUGAGAGUGGUCCAGAUCGCUGUGAUGUGUGUCUUAUCUCUCACUGUCGUCUUUGGGAUAUUUUUCCUCGGCUGCAAUUUGCUUAUCAAAUCAGAAGGGAUGGUGAACUUUUUAGUGAAGGACAGGAGACCUUCCAAGGAGGUGGAAGCGGUUAUUGUUGGUCCCUAUUAGCAGCCAGCACCAAAAGUCAUGGCAACGUUUCGGAUUGCUGACAACGGCUUUGCCAUUAACUCCACUAGACAUAUCCUGCACCAAUCCCAGAGAAAUGGAGGGACCUUUGUGCAAAUCAGUAUUUUAGGCAUGGAAUGAGGAAACCGAGGUGUUGGAAUUGUUUCUUAUCUGGUGUCUGCUUAGCACAGGACUUUGAAACGUGGCGGCGAAUUGUUGAAUCUUUUGGUGGUGAUGACUUGACUAACCCUGUCUGAAGCGAUUUGCCAAUUCCUUUCCGUGGCCAAAACAGAUUAUUUAAAAAAAUGUACAGGAACCAUUGCACAAGUCAAACAAGAGCCGAUCAAAACUUGCGACAUGGAACGACUUACCCGACUGUUCAGUUGUAAAUAUAUCUGUUGUUUAUUGCUCCCUUUGAUUUUUUUUCUAAAAUA
Molecule: messenger RNA, 1002 nt
Organism: Carcharodon carcharias (great white shark)
Lineage: Eukaryota; Metazoa; Chordata; Chondrichthyes; Lamniformes; Lamnidae
Gene: rprma
Product: reprimo, TP53 dependent G2 arrest mediator candidate a
Exons: 1
Coding region: 179-571 (130 amino acids)
Source: RefSeq, a predicted model, not a curated record